This is a messenger RNA of Octopus bimaculoides (California two-spot octopus), 393 nucleotides long. RefSeq names its product gamete and mating-type specific protein A-like. Lineage: Eukaryota; Metazoa; Mollusca; Cephalopoda; Octopoda; Octopodidae. The record is from RefSeq and is a predicted model, not a curated record.
AUGGAGAAAGAGGGAAAGGUGGGCUCAGACCAAAUGGUGCGUUCAGCUGCUCCUUGCAGACAUCAUUGCAAUGGCAUUGCUGCAAAGAAUGAGACCAUUUCAAAAGAGACCAUUCCAAACGAGACCACUCCAAAAGAGACCAUUCCAAAAGAGACCAUUCCAAAAGAGACCAUUCCAAAAGAGACCACUCCAAAAGAGACCAUUCCAAAAGAGACCAUUCCAAAAGAGACCAUUUCAAAAGAGACCAUUCCAAAAGAGACCAUUCCAAAAGUGACCAUUCCAAAAGAGACCACUCCAAAAGAGACCAUUCCAAAAGAGACCAUUCCAAAAGAGACCAUUUCAAAAGACACCACUCCAAAAGAGACCAUUCCAAAAGAGACCACUGGAGCUUAG